This is a messenger RNA of Drosophila willistoni, 742 nucleotides long. Its product is annotated as dynein axonemal light chain 4. Lineage: Eukaryota; Metazoa; Arthropoda; Insecta; Diptera; Drosophilidae. Gene Ontology annotation, cellular component: dynein complex. Gene Ontology annotation, biological process: microtubule-based process. The record is from RefSeq and is a predicted model, not a curated record. Gene Ontology annotation, molecular function: dynein light intermediate chain binding; dynein intermediate chain binding. The transcript has 3 exons. The coding region runs from base 139 to 456 and encodes 105 amino acids.
UGUUCGCCUUGAAUUGUAUGUCACAUGUAAAUAGGAAUUUAACUCAAUUUUUAUUACAUUACCCCCCCGGCGAUUGGCGUGUCGUUCCGUUCGUCCUAUAGUCCUAGUUAUUCGAUAUUUCGCAGCGGGCUUAGAGACAUGGCCGAUGAAGGUGAAGGAGGCAAGGAAGGGGAAAAGAAGAUUGUGCAUGUCUAUCCCUUGGUGAAGCAUUCGGAUAUGAAUGAAGAGAUGCGCACUGAGGCCAUUGAACUGAGUAUCACUGCUUGCGAGAAAUACUCGUCCAACUAUGAGCAAGCUGCCAAAAUCAUUAAAGAGACAAUGGAUAAGAAAUUUGGUAUUUAUUGGCAUGUGGUUGUUGGUGAAGGAUUCGGAUUCGAGGUCUCCUAUGAGACGGAAAACAUACUGUAUUUGUUUUUUGCCGGCAAUUUAGCCAUAGUCCUUUGGAAAUGCUCUUAGUCGAGCAAUGAAUAGAGGGGAUGGGAGGAGGAGAAAACGGGUCAACCAACAGUCAACGUAUGUACCUAGAAACCGAACCACAUUGCGAAACCAUACCGUAACUUUUGUAUUAACUGUAGUCCUAUAUGCAUGUAUAUAUGUAUGCAUUAUAUAUAUAUAAAAACAUUUGGUUAACCUAUUAAUGAAACCCCCCAUCCAACCCAGUGCGGGGACAUACACAUUUCCAUGGUAACAAAUUUCGUUGUUGGUAAAAAUUAAAUGAAUUUUAUUACAAAAAGUGGUUUAA